This is a messenger RNA of Pyrenophora tritici-repentis Pt-1C-BFP, 630 nucleotides long. RefSeq names its product CAP domain containing protein. Gene Ontology annotation, cellular component: extracellular region. Lineage: Eukaryota; Fungi; Ascomycota; Dothideomycetes; Pleosporales; Pleosporaceae. The record is from RefSeq and is a predicted model, not a curated record.
AUGAAGAUGUUCUCUCAGCUUGUGGCCCUGAUGGCUGCUACUGCAGUCGCAGCUCCGGCCCACGAUACAAAGGUUCGCGGUCUCGUCGCCGACGACGCUCCCCAUUCGAGUGACCAGAACUUCAUCGGCGCCGUGAUGCGAGCCCACUGGUACUGGCGCACCUUGCACUGUGCUCAGCCGCUCGUCUGGGACAGCGAUCUUGCCGACGCAGCAAAGGCGGAUAUCGCAGAGUGCACCCCGGACCCCGAGCAUAAACGUGCCGGCAGCAACCUCUCCUCAGUCAACCUCGCACCUGAGAACUAUGACGCCUGGGUUGAGUUCGCCCGCACUGCUGUCCAUGGCUGGCACGAGGAGGAGACCAAGUAUCCGUACAACAACCCACACUACGACGCGUCAUGGGGCCACUUCACUCAGAUGGUGUGGCGCAACACUACUCGCAUUGGCUGCGCACUGGGACACUGCCCGACUACGGUUAACUACCCAGGUCGCCUCUACUGCUACUACUCGUUCUUUGGCAAUAAUGUUGCGACUGGCCAGUUCGAGGCGCAGGUUUGGGCUCCCGUUUGUCACGAUCCAGAUGCUGCGUCGGUGACGACGCGCGACGAUGUCCAUUUCGACUGGACCCGCUGA